ACCUCAACCCCACUUUUUAAAAAGAAAAUAAAAGUUGUGUGUUGUGUGAUUUGAUUUGGGAUUGUUUUAUCUUUAUUUUGUAGAAAAAGUUCAUCAAAAAUGCUUAAAAAUGCUAUAAAAAUUCUGCAUAAUUCAAAACCUAAUAUCCUCAAUAAAAGUAGAGCUACUUUCCAAACAUCAGCCACACUAAGAGAAAAGUGGGACCUCCUUACCGCUGUUCUUGUCGAAAGAAAACCAGUAAUAUGUCCUGAAUUAAAUGACAUAGAAAAAGAAUUCACAGAAUACUUACAAGCAGUGGAAUUCGAGAAAAGCCUUAUAAAUGAAACUGAGAUAAAACUAGCCAAAGAAAAGGCAGCCUUCAGCCAAAAGAAAGACGUAGAUAUCGAUGAAGUUGCUACAAGUCAGACUACACAAGAUCUAAUUGACGCUUACACAGAAGAAUUGGCACAGUUUAAGCCUGCAGAUAGAACUACCAAAGCUGAUAAAACUAAUGACGAGAAAUCGCUACAACGAAAACUAGACAAACAUUUAGUAUUUGUGCUGAAUCAAAAAAUUGGCGAUACAAAAUUCUAUAUUUUACCACAAGGCAAAAGGGAAGCGGGUGAAACCCUAAAACAAUGCGCUGAAAGAGUUUUGAAGGAAAAGUGCGGUACAGAUAUGAAAGCUCAAAUAUUUGGAAACGCGCCUUGUGGAUUUUAUAAAUAUAAAUAUCCUAAAACUAUAAGAAGUGAGGAUAGUAUAGGUGCAAAGAUAUUCAUCUAUUUUGCGAGGUAUUCUUCAGGGCAAGUUGCAGAAAAAGAGGCUGAUUAUCAGUGGUUGGAUAAGACGGAAUUAGAAAAAAUUAUGAGACACGGAGAUCGGAAUCCAGAUAAAGUAAGCAUAGGUCUUUUAAGUCCUUACCUGGACGAAAAAUAUUAUGUAGAAGGUUAUGGACAAUUAUUCAAAGAAGGUAUAAUGAGGGCGUACCAAGUAGGCAGCUACUUACGAUCAAGAUACGACAAUUUCCUUGGCCAAACAUGGAAUAUUAAAUAUUUGGAAGCUAGAACCUCUGAUUUUAAUCGAACUAAAAUGUCUUUACAAUUAGCCUUGGCUGGUUUGUAUCCACCUGUUGGAUCUCAGAUGUGGCCUUCUAAUACAUACUGGCAACCUAUACCUUAUAAUUAUGUACCUUUGUUCCAAGAUAAGGAGCUGUUGGCUUUCCGUGCAUGCCCAAGAUAUGCUAAACUCCUAAACAAUCUUUAUGAAGAGCCCGACAUUAAAAAGAAUCUUCAAAGAUAUGAAGAAACUUUUAGGAUUCUUGAAAACAAAACGUUAAGAAAAAUAGAUCCACAGAGUGCUUUUCAUUUGUAUAUUGGAUUUCAAAUUCAGGAACAACUCGGUUAUCCUUUGGAAGAAUGGACCAAAACAGUAUAUCCUGAACCUUUACAUGCUGAAAUGAUAGAUUUUUAUCAUAUAAUGACUAGUACUACUGAGAUUAGGCGAGUCAUUGCAGGAUUUUUUUUGAAGAAGCUUCUUACUGACACUGAAGCAAAAAUUAACGGUACUAUUGACCCACCUGAAAGAAAAAUGUUCUUUUACAGUGGCCAUGAAUAUAAUAUUGCUGCCUUACUUCAAACUUUGAAUCAAGAGAUAUUUGAACAGCCACCUUAUUGUGCUUUCAUAAUAUUUGAAGUUCAUAGGAUUGAUGGAGUUUAUGGAAUAAAAAUGUUUUAUCAAAAUUACAAGCAAACUGAUCCAGUUCUGCUCAAAAUUAAAGGUUGCGAUUAUUUUUGCCCCUUCAAUGAUCUCUAUAGGAUAGUAGAAAAAUAUUUGCCCGACAAUGAUGAAGAAUGUUUUGGAUCAACGUGAGGGUAUCAUGAGAACCAAUAUUUAUUAUGGUGUAGUGUCAAGCUAUGGAAAGAUGCUAAGGCAGGACAAACCCUGCCUUGUCAUAUUUUCGUGAAUAUUGUAAAAUUUUUGUCAAGACAUCUAAAAAGUAAACACAUCACAAUAUCUUUAUAAAAAUACUAACUAAAUC
Molecule: messenger RNA, 2017 nt
Organism: Ceutorhynchus assimilis (cabbage seed weevil)
Lineage: Eukaryota; Metazoa; Arthropoda; Insecta; Coleoptera; Curculionidae
Source: the annotation of a GenBank genome assembly